Molecule: messenger RNA, 652 nt
Organism: Trichoplusia ni (cabbage looper)
Lineage: Eukaryota; Metazoa; Arthropoda; Insecta; Lepidoptera; Noctuidae
Exons: 3
Coding region: 275-595 (106 amino acids)
Source: RefSeq, a predicted model, not a curated record
AUAAACGAUUUAUGUACGUCCUUUUUAACACUCUUAAACUAAUUUUAGAAAGUUACAUUAUGUGGUUGUUAUUGUGCUUUACCCAUCUAUUAAAAUUGAUACUAAACGUAUUAAUGCUGGCUACUGGCUAGUACCCAUAUGUUUAGAAUUAAAAAUAUUAUUUGACGAUCAAAACCAGUUUGCAGUAUUGAAUAUUAGGUAAACUAGACGAGAAUAAUUAUUUAUUAUUCCAUAUACUGUGUUUCUACUUGAAACUUAACACGAAGUAAUAAUCAUGUCGGCUGAAAAUAAGAGCGAGGAAGAUGAAGCCGGGGAAACUUUAGAAGAAGCGGGUGCUCUAGAAGCAGAUGUCGGGGCUAAUUUUGAUCAACAGCUAGCGGGCAUAGACCCAAGACUCAAAAUCGACAUGGAUCCCUUUGCACAUCGUGACUUACGCCCGGAAAUGAUGUUCAUCCGGGAGGAGUUGCGGCAAGCCAAGUGGCAAACUCUUGCCGUACGUCGCACGGCGUUAAAGAAACUUCUGCUGAAGGAUUUCAUGCAAGAGGACUGUGAGUUACGAAACAUCGGGCUCGCCUACGCACCCCCGGACCCUUAGACAAUAUGAGCUCACAACUUUCCUUAAGUAUUAAGGAGGAAUAAACUUUGAUUCGAA